GUGACGCAGAUUACCACGUGACCUCGUUUGUUGUUAUAUGCUGUGCACUGAGAGACUCGGUUCACAGUGCGCUACGACCAUGUCGAAGACUAUCGAUACCAACUUCGCCAAGAACUGUUACACCCACAGCCGGGUGCGGGUACCGGACUACUCCCGUGCCCAUCCCAUGGUGCCCCGCCUGUAUACCCAGGAAUGGAAGACCGACAUGAAGAACCGGGAGCUCAUCCUCAAGAAUUCUGACUUGGGAGGCAUCCCCCACUUCGAGCACGACGAGAACCUGUUCCUGGAAAAACGAGAACAGAUGGCCUACAACGUGGAGGUGAGAAACCGCGUGGAGAGCAAGUGCCCGCUGCCAGACAGAGCACAGCUACUCCGUCCUCACUUCCACCACGAGACCUCCAAGUACCAGAGCUCGCUCAUGUAUAGAAGCGAUAAUAAAGACUACGCCUGAUUGUAGCAUAGCGUCGAGAAAAUGUGAAACUGCUUUAGAUAUAUAUUCUGCUGAAUUACGUCAUGAAAUCCAUGCUCCUGGUGUACAUGUUUAGGGCUCAAUUGGGGCGUGUUGGACGAACAUGUGAACGUCUUUUGGAGUAAAUGCAUUUGAAAUUUGGAGAUCAUUCGUUUAUGAAAUAUAUCUUUUGUGUAUAUAAACACUUUAUGUUUGUCACGUGUGGCAUUGUUUAUUAAUGUUUUGUUUGUUUAUGGGUGUUUUGUUUUGUUUUGUUUAUUGUUCACGACUUAGUCCCGGUUGUCAAGCGUUUGUCCACGUCAGUAUUAUGAUUGCACUGCAGUAUUAUGUGUUCUGUGUUUUAGGAGAGAUUGUCCGUCUGUAGUAAACUAAUGUCUAUAACACAAUCAUGUUUAUUAUAUCAAAAUACGUUAUGCGUUAUGUUUUAUGUUACUUGGAAAUAAACACAUUUCCAGACUUGUCA
This is a messenger RNA of Haliotis rubra (blacklip abalone), 932 nucleotides long. Its product is annotated as testis-expressed protein 43-like. The record is from RefSeq and is a predicted model, not a curated record. NCBI's taxonomy places the organism in Eukaryota, Metazoa, Mollusca, Gastropoda, Lepetellida, Haliotidae. Bases 38 to 451 code for a protein of 137 amino acids. The transcript is spliced from 3 exons.